AUGAAGCCAAUGUCCCUAUCAAUAGUAGAAAUUGCCACGAGCACAGAAGGAAAAGUCAAGUAUAGAAUUCCCCGCUACUGUUCUAGCUGUUCUGUUGUUGGACUAAGAGCUGUUAUCGCCUUUCGAGUUGCAUAUAGUAGAGAUGCAGUCAAUCCGCAUAUAUAUCUGGUCAAUUUUAUCGAACCUUCUCUAUCCACUGGUACUCCUACUUCAGAUGGCCCGCUUUCUGCACCUAUUUCAUUGCCUUCUUCGAUGCGGUUUCACCUUCCGUUGUUGAUUCCUCUAGUCUUUAUUAAUACGUGUUCUAUUACCGUGGUGGAUCACUCCCAGCAAUCCCCCACUCCCUUAAGGAAGGCUAUAAAGGAAAGAGCUAUUGGCCCUUUCGUUGUGCCUAUCUUAUUUAGAUGCUUCACCUUAUGCCUUUUCUUCUUUGUGGCUGAGAAAAUGCGUUCUUUGCAGGGGCCAGAGGAGAUUUAUCUGGGGAAUGCAUCGGGCUGGAGAGGAAACCCAAUGGACAUAAGACCAGUCAUAAAAAAAAGUAACAAGAAAAGCAACCAUACAGGUCUUUGA
This is a messenger RNA of Striga asiatica, 570 nucleotides long. Lineage: Eukaryota; Viridiplantae; Streptophyta; Magnoliopsida; Lamiales; Orobanchaceae. The record is from the annotation of a GenBank genome assembly.